Messenger RNA from Acanthoscelides obtectus, 3517 nucleotides. The record is from the annotation of a GenBank genome assembly. NCBI's taxonomy places the organism in Eukaryota, Metazoa, Arthropoda, Insecta, Coleoptera, Chrysomelidae.
UCCUAAUAAAAAUGGCGUCCAAUAAUUCACUUUGCAUCAUGUAAUAGAUGCUCCUUUCCCGAAAAUUUUCUAAUUCUAUGCCUGUGCUCUCGAAAACAGUGUACCGUGAUUUGACACAAACUUCAUACACACGUGAUAUCAGACAUUUCUCUUAAAAAGAUGGCAAAACUUUUGAAGCACUGAAAAACGUAGAUAAAUAAUGUCCGAUAUUGUGAAAGGUAACUGAAAUACAUAUAUUUUUUGUAUACAGUUUAAUUUCUUUGGCUCCACAGAUAUAGGAAAAUUAUGGGACAGACUUUUCGACCAUAGAGGAUUCUUGGGUGGUGAAAUUCAGCUGACUCUAGAAGAAUUUGAGGUACUUUGAUAUGUCAUUCUUUGGGUUCACUUCUAUUAAUACCCUUAUUUCUAAUGAAUUUAGAGAAAAAGGAAUGACAAAGAAGUGGACCGUCUAUUUGGCAUUAUAGAAGCUCUAACAGAAAUUAAAGACACAGAAGUCCCACGUUGUAAAGAAGUUGAGGUAAUAGCAGAAAAAGCAAAUUUAGAGCUAUUGGAGGCACUGAAAACUUGUGAUAACAUUCGUAGUUUGGAAGAAAAAUUUAAGCAGGAUACUACAUUAGAGAAUUUCAGAAAUCAGCACAAGACUGCUUGGAAUGAUUUUAUGGAUAGAAUAACAUCAAAAUAUUCUGAAAUCAACAACUAUUUUGAAGCAAAAGAGGAAGAACAGAAAAAGUAUUAUGAAGACAUUGAAAAAAAGUUCCUUAUUUGACAAAAUGAAUAUAGCUCAAAUAUCUAGCCCUUCAAUACUGAUAUCACCUUCUUAUAAAUUGAAACAGUACAUACAUAGCCUCACAAUUUCUGAUAACUUACCACAAGGAAUAAGUAAUAUUUUAUAUAAAAAUAAAGUCAAAACAAAUUUUAAGUCUGUAAAUAUUCCAUUUAUUUUAACAGAGGAUGACAAAUACUUUAUUAAAAAGUUCAUUUCAAAAAGCCAUAGUGAUUAUUUCAGCAAUUUAACUAAUAAUACUGCAGAGAUAGGUGAUACAGAAAAGUUACUAUCUCUGCAAGAUAUCUAUUGGUUGUAUGAACAUUUGCAAGAGAAAAACAAAGUGCAAGAUGAAAAGAUUUACUUGCAUGAACUGAUGGAAGGUUCUCAAAUUAUAUUACCUAAGAAUGCAUUGAUACCACGGAGCGAGGAGCUAGAGAAACGUUGUCAAAAGCUGAAAGCUGAACAAGAUAACAGAUUGUACCAUGAAAUGACCAAACAUGUAGAUAAUGUGAAGAAAACCUACCCAGAAGACACCAUAGGAUAUCAAUUGAAACAGAUGAACAGGAACCUCCUGGCGAUCUUCCAAUUUAUACUGUCCGUAGCUGCGGGAUUUGCGUUUGGUUUCAUAGGUGUAGAACUGAUAACAGGCAGUCUAGACUUUGGCUUUAGACUGCUGCUUGGCAUCAUAUGUGCUUUAACUAUAGCUUUAGCAGAGUUGUAUUUCCUGGCCAAGAAGCUUAAUGAGGAAAUACAGUUUGAACAUAGCAUACAGCAUCAACAAAAACAGUCGAAGCUAGAUUAGAUUUAAGGUCAUAUCAAGGUAAACACUGUAUUUAAUAUAAAUAAACCUAUACAAGGUGCUCCAUAACUCAAGUUGAGACACAAAGUGAUGACAGUUCAGAAAAACUAAUCUAGACUUGUAGUCUUUAAAUAUAGUAUCAAGAGUAUGCUGACAGCAUGUGUAAUGAUAUGCAGCUUGGGAAAGUAUUAUUUGACGUUAGAUCAGCAGAAAAUUAAUAAAAGCAAAAACAUAGUUGCAACUAACUAAUUUUUUCAGAAAUAUUUGAUUUAGAUUUUUGAAGCAAUCUUUUUUGAAGGAAUAAAACCAUACUGAGUCAUUUAUUCUAACCUCUUCUUAAUCAUUUGCUGAUAGAAUGUUAGAAAAUGCAAGCAGUCAUACUUGUAAUUUUUGUGUAACAAAUCGUAUUGUAGUGGUGUAAUAUUUGUAUAAUAUGAAGGAUAUAAUUUUAAGAUUUAAAUAUGCUAGGACUAGUACAUAAUAUGUAUAACAUCAUUACCACUGUUUAAAGCAGUUCCAUGUCAAGAUACAAUAAAAUCAAGGAAUGUAUAUGUAUAUAUUUUUGGAACUCCUUGAAAGGUCGUUUUUAUUUAUACUAUAGGUAGCAUAAUUAUAAGUUCUAUUUCCGCAGAAUGAUAACAUAAUUUGCAAAAUUUACGUGUUAGUUCAAAAACGAGAAACGUAUAAAAUCAUAUUAUGAUAAAUGUGUACAAAAAUUUCGAGUUUUGCUAUAUCACCAUAAGCAUCUUGAGAGCAGAUAGUAUAUUUUUAUGAUUAUGUAUAUUAUCACUUUACAAUUAUAUGUUUAGAGUUAAUAAAAUAUAAAAUACAUAUACAUAUAUUUAGAGGUUAUUUCGUAAGGAAAUGCUGAAGCAAUGUGAGUUGAAUACUUUCAGCAUUUUUCAAUCGUUAAUAUUUUCAUUCAGACCAUUGUUAUUAUCAUUUAAAGAUUAAUAAAAGCAAAAAAAAUAGUUGCAACUAAACAAUGUUUUCAGAAAUACUUAACUUAGGUUUUUGUAGCAAUUUUUCUGAUAAUAGUCAUUACCAGAUAUUGAUAGAUUGUUGGCGUCAAUUUACGGAGCAUCCUGUAUGUGAUGAGUUGAUUUGGGAGCUUAAAGCUCUGCUUUUCUUGAGCUUCAUGAAACGCUUUUCAAGGUCAACCUGAAUAUCAUAGCAUUUUAACAUCUUUUUUGAAGGAAUAAAACCAUAUUGGGUCAUUUAUUCUAACUUCUUCUGAAUCAUUUGCUGAUAGAAUGUAAAAAAAUGUCAUACAUGUAAUUUUUGUGUAACAAAUAGUAUUGUAGUGGUGUAAUAUUUGUAAUAUUUGGAUAAUAUGAAGGAUAUAAUUUUAAGAUUUAAAUAUACUAGGACUAGUAUAUAAUAUGCAUAACAUCAUUUCCACUGUUUAAAGCAGUUCCAUGUCAAGAUACAAUAAAAUCAAGGAAUGUAUAUGUAUAUAUUUUUGGAACUCCUUGAAAGGUCGUUUUUAUUUAUACUAUAGUUAGCAUAAUUAUAAGUUAUAUGUCCACAGAAUGAUAGCAUAAUUUGCAAAAUUUACGUGCCAGUUCAAAAAAAAACAUAAAAUUAUGAUAAAUGUGUACAAAUAUUUCGAAUUUUGUUUUAUCACCAAAUGCAUCUUGAGAGCAGAUAGCAUAUUUUUAUGCUAUUCAUUUAGAUUAUUUGUAUUAUCAUCACUUUACAAUCAUAUGUUUAGAGUAAGUUUCAAAGAUUUUAUUCAUACAUAUACAUAUAUUUAGAUGUUAUUUUGUAAGGAAAUGCUGAAGCAAUGUUAGUUGAAUACCUUAUUCUUCUCUUCAUGGAAAAUAUUUUCAACAUUUAUCUAUCGUUAAUAUAUUCAUUCAGACUAUUGUUACUAUCUAUUUGUUAUUGUUACUAAUUAUUUAUAUUUAUACAUAUUAUACACUUACAGUUUUUUUGGUAAUAUAAUAAAC